CCCCUCCGGUUCCUUUGCUGCAGGAGCAGCCGGUGCAUGGGCAGUGCACGGGCACCGCAGGAGCACGCUGCGCACCGCGGGACCGCAAGCAACCCCUCGGAACGGAGGAUGAGCCGGGAGCUCCGGUGCAGGGAGCGGCACGCCGCCACCGAACCCGUCCCGCCGCGGCGCUGAGGACCACCGGCAGUGCCGAGGAGCCCCGUCGGGGUCCCGCCGUGCCCCCCGCGGGCAACACGCGGGCGGGUGGGUGCCCCCGGCAUGGAGGGCCGUGACUUUGCACCCCCGCCACCGCGGCUGCUGUCGGAGCGGGGCACCCUGGGCCACCGGCACGGCGCGGGACGCGUGGCGGCUUCGGCACACGGUGCCGCCGUGCAGCCCCCCGGACACUUCCAGCCCACCAAGUAUUUCCCCGCACCCAUCUCCAUGGCCACGCACACAGCUGGCAGCAGCCUGAUGGGGAGUGCUCCCACCUCCUCCUUCAUGGGGGGCUUCCUGAGCAGCAGUCUGGGCUCGGGGGGGCCCAGCCACCCUGCCGGCCCCACUGCCUCCCCCCCGGAGCCUGCAUUCCGCGCACCCCACUCCAGCACCUCCCAGAUCUGGUUCUCACACUCCCACGAAGCCCCAGGGUACCCCCGCUUCUCUGGGAGCUUGGCCUCCACCUUCCUGCCCAUGAGCCACCUGGACCACCAUGGCAACAGCAACGUCCUCUACAGCCAGCACCGCUUCUACGACAGCCAGAAAGAUAACUUCUACCUGCGCAACCUUCCCGCCCAGCCCGCCCUGCUCCCCACCGGCCACGGCUUCCCCGGCAUCGCCCGCGCUGCCCCCGGGCCCCCCGCCAGCUCCUGCAGCCGGGAGCAGCGGGAUGCUGGGGGACCCCUGCCCAAGACCCCCAAGGACUUCGAACGCUUCCUGGCGGGCAAGGAGAAGGUGGGCAAAGGGGGGGACCCCAAGGAGCGACCGCACGAGGACGACCCUAAGGAACGGCACAAGGCGGUGCUGCCGGUGCCGCCGGAGGGACACUGCAAGGAGGGGCUGCCCCCCCGGGGGUCUGCCGAGGGUCGCCCAAAGCACUUGGCCUCCUGCCUGCUGGGUGCCAAGGGGCUGGACGGUGACGCCGGCCGUGCCGUCCUGCCCAGCUGUGCCGGCAGCGCCCUGCCCCGCGCCGGUCGCUGCAGCGCCAAGGAACCGUGCCGGGGCGAGCGGGAGCCGGGGGGGCCAGAAGUGACCCCCCAACCCUACGGCGAGUGCCUGGAGCGGCGGCAGAUGCUGCACCACGCCGUCUCCUAUGCCGUGCCCGCUGGACCGGCACCCCUGGGCCCCGCUGCUGGCUCCUUCCCCUGCCUGCAGCUCCACGCCGGUGCCGAGGUGCUGUGCCCGCUGCCGGAGCCGAAGCUGAGCGGGGCCACGCUGGUGCCCUCGGUGGGGCACCUGACGGACAAGAGCCGCUCCUUCCAGGAGCCCGCUGAGGGCAAGGAGCGGCACGCCGAGGUGGGGGCCGAGCCCCCGGCCGCUUACGGUGGCCACUUCCACCACUCGCUGAAGGCAGAGGGCCCGGCGGAGCGGCGGCUGGACUGGGGGGGUCCUGGCACCCGUCUGAAGGGGCUGGAGUACCUGGGUGGGGGGUCAACCGAGGGUCCCCCCUUUGCCAGCCGGGCUCCAGCGCCCAAGGCUGCUCUGGACAAGGGCUACUUCGAGGUGCCACCAGCGCCCAACUGCUCACGGGUCGGCCCCUCCUGCUGCACUUUAGAGAAGGGUCCCCCCAAAGACACCCCCUCCGGUGGCUCCCAGAAGGUGGCACGGAUCCGGCACCAGCAGCACCCCGAGGUGGAGGCGGCCGGUGCCGAGGGAAAGCGCAAACCCCUGGAGCUGAGCACCUUGGGCUAUGGGGGGCCCCCCCUGCCCCCUUGGGGGGUGCAGGGCCAGGGGCCCCCCUUAAGCGUGGCAGAGGAGAGGAAGGGGCCAUACCUGGACCCCUUCGGUGCCGGUCUGCAGCCGGCGACAUUGAUACCCCAAGGUCCAGUGUUGGGCCAGGAGGUGCCGGCGGCCACCGAUGAGGUGUCGGCCAUGAAGAACCUUCUGAAGUACAGCAACCAGGCACUGCUGGGGGGGCAGAAGGGCCCCCCCUUCGUGGGGCUGGGGGGGGUGAAGGGCAGCUGCGCCCACCAGGACUCCAAAUUCCCUUCGGGAAAAGGACAACCGGAGCUGGAGCGGCCGGACUGUGCCCGUGGCCGGGAGCACGAGGGGUUGGGCACCGGUGAGGGCGAGGUGCGGCAGCCGCCCGUGGGCAUCGCGGUGGCCGUGGCGCGGCAGAAGGACACGCUGGGACGUCCCGAAAACUAUGGUGGCAGCAGCGGUGGGUCAGGGCGGCCGGGACGAGCGGCUCCUGGAAUCAAAGCGGGCACAGCGCGGCCCAUGCACCUGAUGGAGCUGGAGGCAGAGGAGGAGCGGGGACGGCUCUGUGAGGAGCGCCUGGGGCUGCCAGGGAGAGACAUCCUGCUCCAGGACAACAAGGACCUGGUGGAGUUUGCCCGAAUGCAUCCAUCAGGGGGGUGUCCUGGGGAGCUGACCCCCCACCUGGUGAUGGCUGGGGGCUCAUCGCUGCCAGCAGGGCAGCUCGGGGGGGACCCCGCUGCCCACCCCCACCCUGCACACCCGCACUGGCUGCCCCGCACCCGCAGCCCCUCCAUCUGGAUGGGGGGACACUCCUACGGCAUCGGCCACCCCGCACUGCACCAGAACCUGCCGCCCGCCUUCCCCCCCUCCAUGCCCAGCACCAUGCAGCCCGUCUUCCCCCUCUCCCAGGACCCCCCGGCCCAGCUCGUCAUCCUGCCCACAGAGCCCCCUGCCCACGGCACCCCCCACACACUGGCUGAGGUGAUGGACCAGGCAUCGCUGUGGCCCCCCAUGUACCCGGGCCGGGGUCCCGGCGCCCACCUGCAGCACACGGGGCAGCUGCCCGUGUACCCCCGCUCCCAGUUCCUGCGGCAGCAAGAGCUCUACGCCCUGCAGCAGCAGCAGCAGCAGCAGCAGCACCAACGGGCAGCCCAGGCCCUCGAGAUCCAGCGCCAGGCACACGUCCAGCGGAAGCCGGAGGAGCUGCCCCUGGAGCUGGAGGAGGGGGGUCCUGACAAGCCCCUCAAACCCUCCCACAAAGCAGUUGCCUUAAACCCUCCGGCCAAGGGCCUGUCCCCGGUGGCCCCUGGCCCCCCCAAGCUGUCCCCUUGCUGCCACUCCCCAGCCCUGCGCCCCCCGGCCAAGUGCCCCGUGGCCCUUCCUGCCGCCCCCUGUCCCUUCCCCGUCUGCCCCGCCACCAGCUCUGCCGUGGCCCCCCACUCCCCUGCCGGCAGCCCCCUGCCCACCCCCAGCAAAGGCAGUGACAGCGAGGAUGCACGGGGUGAGGGACAGCCACCCCGCCUCUACCCCAAGUCCCUGGAGCCAGACCUGCCCCCCGGUUACAGCUUCCCCGCCGCCGGUAUCGGCUUCUCGGAGGCUCAUUCAGCCGAACCCGCUGACCCCGACACGCUGCACGCCGGCUCCCCCCCGGCUGAGCCCGAGCAGUCUCGCACCUUCAGCCCCACCACUGAGGGGCUGCGGGAGCCGGGGACCCCCCAGGAGCCCCCAGCUGAGAAGGCCAUGGCUGAGGGUCCUGGGGUGCUGCUGCACCGGCACCACUUGCUCCUGGCCCCGGGACUACCUCCGGCUGCAGGGGACACCGAGGAGCAACCACCAGAGCUGAGCCCCCUGGAGCAGCAGCAUCCACUGCCUGCAGCAGGGGCUUCUCCACUGCCCCCUGCCCCGGAGGAGGAAGAGGAGGAGGGCGAGAGCGAAGUCUCCGAGCUGGAGGGCAGCUGCGAGGAGGAGGAUGGCGAUGCUGGGCAGCCAGGCUGCCCGGGUGGGCUGGAUGCCCUGAUCGCUGCUGGCAUCGACCUGGGGGAGCUGCCAGCUCUGGAGUCACCUGGGGAGCCACCCCCUGCCCCUCCAUCGCCUGCCCCCCACCCCUCAGGGAUCCCUGGCAUCGCCCUGCUCAGUGAGCUCGCUGACCUGGAGCUGCGCCGGCGCCGCUGCGACCUGGCCAUGGAGGGGCAGGACGAACCCGAGGACCUCCUGGCCUUCAACCUGCAGAACCUGGCCACGGUGGCAGCCGCCUGGUCGCUGGUGGAAGCAGCGGGGCGGGAGAGCAGCCCCCCAGCCCUCAGUCCCCUGCCUGCCUCCCCCCCACCCCGCACCCGCGUCCCCCGGCGCAAGUACACCUGGACACCCAAGACCAAGGCUGUUUGUCCCUUGAAGGCGGCCAUCGAGCAGCUCAACACGCAGGAGGUGGAGGUGCGGAUGCGGCUGGCUGAGCUCCAGCGCCGCUACAAGGAGAAGCAGCGGGAGCUGGUGAAGCUGCAGAGGCGCCACGACCACGAGCGUGAUGAGAGCUGCCGGAGCCCGGCGCGGCGUGGGCCGGGGCGGCCGAGGAAGCGCAAACACUCCAGCACGCUGGGCAGGGCUGACAGCCGCAAGGUCAAGGCAGUGAAGACCAGCCUGUCCCUGCUGUGUGCCGAGCUGCGGGGAGACCCUGAGCACAAGAAGAAGAGGAGCAAGCUGGCCGAGGCAGCUUUUGGUGGUCUUAAGGGCUCCUCGGAGAAGGUGCGGUGCAAGAAGAGCGGGUCGCAGGGCAAGCUGGCCUGCAAGGUGGCCCACAAGGUGGCCCAGCUGAAGCAGAAGGUGAAGAGCAAAGGACUCCCUGCUGGCAUCAGCCCCUUCCGACGGAAAGACCCCAACCCCAGUGGCCGCAUCCAGAAGAAGCUAUCACGGCCCAAGAGCUCCAAGGCAAACAAGUACCAACCACAGGACCCCGACCCCCGGCAGCUGGGGGGCUUCAAAGAUGAACCCGAUGGGGACAUGGACAGCGAGGAGGGUGAGGAGGGGCCGGGUCUGUCCCUGCUGCCUCCGGUGCCGGUGGCUGUGCUGGGACCCUCCCCGUCCUCUGUGGUGAAGAUGGAGGCCAAUGAGAAGGCCAAGAAGAAGAAGGAGAGGCAGGGACUGCUCGGUCCCUGCCGCCUGGGCAGCCCCGAGGGGGAGGUGAAGAUCAAGCGGCGGCCGGUGAAGCCGGGGACGGGCAAACUGGAGAAGGUGCCCACACGGAGGAAGGCAAGCGGCUGCCCAGAGGGUGGCAAGAAGAAGCUGAAGACCAAGGGCAAGGAGAGCCUCCGGCCACUGGCCCCCAGUGGUCCCAGCACCCCAGGCCCCCCUGGUGGGCCCUUUUCCUCCCCAGACCCCCGGCACUGCGGGCCAAGGGAGGAGGGGGCUCGGCUGGCCAGCGAGAGGCUGAAGAAGGCAACACGCAAGAGCAAGGUGCUGCAGGCAGCCCUGAGGCGGAAGAACGGGGCCCUCUCGCUCACCCUCUCCCCCCGGAGUGCCAAGACCAUCCUGAGCAAGGGCAAGAAGUUGGCCAAGGUGAAGAGCAAAGUGGCCAGCAAGCAGUGCAAGGGCCGGGCAGUCAGCAAGCUGCUGGAGAGCUUCGCCGUGGAGGAUGACUUUGAUUUCGACGACAACAGCAGCUUCUCGGAGGAGGAAGAAGAGGAGGAAGAGGAGGAAGAGGAGGAGGAAGAGGAGGAGGAGGAGGAAGAGGAGGCAGGGGGCUGCCUGGCAGGGGGGGCUGGGCGGGGGGGUCGCCGCUCCCCCCUGCCCCAUGCCUGUGCCAUCCAGAAGGAGGAUCUGCGGGAUGGGCUGCACGUCCUCAUCCCCAAGGAGGACAGUCUGCUCUACGCCGGCAGCGUCCGCUCCGUCCAGCCCCCCGACAUUUACAGCAUCAUCAUCGAGGGUGAGCGGGGCAACCGGCAACGGAUCUACUCCCAGGAACAGCUGCUGCAGGAGGCGGUCCUGGACGUGAGGCCACAGUCACGUCGCAGCCUUCCCCCCGGCACCCGCGUCUGCGCCUACUGGAGCCAGAAAUCCCGGUGCCUCUAUCCUGGGAACGUGGUGCGAGGCUCCUCCAGUGACGAGGAGGAGGAGGACCCCGAGGCAGUGACCGUGGAGUUCGAUGAUGGGGACAUGGGGCACAUCGCGGUCUCCAACAUCCGCCUGCUGCCCCCCGACUUCAAGAUCCAGUGCACCGAGCCCUCCCCAGCGCUGCUGGUCUCCAGCUCCUGCCGGCGGACGAAGCGAUCGUGUGGUGAUGGGACUCCCCCUGGGGAGCUGCCCCCCAGCCUCUGCCCAGACCCCCGGGACAGCCCCCAGCCCCCCCGCAGCCUGGGCAGGAAGGCAGCUGGCAAGGAGAAGAGUGGCAAAGCCGCAGAGGUGCUGUCGGGCAACAAAGCACCAGGGCUGAGCGAGCCCUUCCCGGGCCGGCGCGGGGGCCCGGUGCUGAGCUGGUCGGCCGUGGCGCAGGCCAAGCGGAAGGCGUCGAGCAAAAGCACGGCCAUGCUCCAGAACCUCUUCCAGGUCAACGGCAGCGCCAAGAAGCUGCGGGCCAAGGAGGCCACCAUCUUCCCCGUCCAUCAUCACCACCACCACCACCACCUUGCCACCCCCGUCUUCGGCAAUGGCUUCGGAGCCGACUCCUUCAGCCGCAUCGCCAGCUCCUACGCCUCCUUUGGGGCCGGGGCCGGGCUGGUGCUGCCGGCAGCCCAGAAACUCCUGCGGUCCAAAAAAGCCGAGAGGUUGGAGGCAGAAAUGGGCAAAAGCAGCCGGAGGAAGGCUGGCAGCGAGUACCUGGUGAAGCUGGACCAUGAAGGGGUGACAUCCCCCAAGAACAAGAACUGCAAGGCCCUGCUGCUGGCUGAGAAGGAUUUUGGGGCCAAGUUGGAGCGGCCGCUGUCCAGCCACGGCUACGGACACGCGGCGCUGGCCGGCAAGGAUCGGAAGGGCCGGGCGCCCAUGCACCAGCUGCCAGUGGGGCUGGCGCUGCGGAAAUACUCCAGCCAGGCCGAGUUCAGCCUCAACUGCGACAGCGACUGUCACAGCUCCUACUCGGACAUGGACGAGGACGAGGAGGCGGGCGGGCUGGGCACCGAGGUGCCCUCGCGCUUCAUCACCCGCCUCUCGGUUUCCUCCUCGUCCUCCGGCUCUUCCACUUCCUCCAGCUCCGGCUCCGGCUCCACCUCCAGCCUCUGCUCCUCCGACAACGAGGAUUCCUCCUACAGCUCGGAGGACGAGGACUCGGCGCUGCUGCUCCAGACCUGCCUCUCGCACCCGGUGCCGGCGCUGCUGGCGCAGCCGGACGCCCUGCGCUCCAAGGGCGGCACCGCGCAGCGCUGCUUCCUCACCAAGGCUGCCGGCACCGCCGGCCCCAAGGCCAAGCUCAAGCGCAGGGAGGCCCUCAGCUUCUCCAAAGCCAAAGAGUUCUCCCGGAGGCAGCGCCUGCCCUCGGUGGAAAACCGGCCAAAGAUCUCUGCCUUCCUGCCCGCCCGCCAGCUCUGGAGGUGGUCGGGGAACCCCACACAGCGUCGGGGCAUGAAGGGGAAGGCUCGGAAGCUGUUCUACAAGGCGAUCGUGCGGGGCAAGGAGACGCUGCGUGUGGGGGACUGUGCCGUCUUCCUCUCGGCGGGGAGGCCCAACCUGCCCUACAUCGGCCGCAUCGAGAGCAUGUGGGAGUCCUGGGGCAGCAACAUGGUGGUCAAGGUCAAGUGGUUCUACCACCCCGAGGAGACCAAGCUGGGCAAGCGGCAGAGCGACGGCAAGGUGAGGGGUGGGCUGGGGAGGAUGGGGUGGGAGGGGGGUGAGGUGGCAGUGAAGGGGUUGCUGGUGUGUGUGUGUGUGUCACAUACUCCCCCCCGGCAGAACGCCCUGUACCAGUCGUGCCAUGAGGACGAGAACGACGUGCAGACCAUCUCCCACAAGUGCCAGGUGGUGGGACGGGAGCACUACGAGCAGAUGACCCGCAGCAAGAGGUACCAGGACCGCCAGGACCUCUACUACUUGGCGGGCACCUACGACCCCACCACCGGCCGGCUGGUGACUGCCGAGGGGGUGCCCAUCCUCUGCUGACCCCCACCCUGGGGACAAGGAGGGGGUGUCCAUCCUCUGCUGACCCCCACCCCGGGGACAAGGAGGGGGUGUCCAUCCUCUGCUGACCCCCCACCCCUGGGAAUGGGGAGGGGGAGAGGGCCAGGCACCCCCCCCCCCUGCCAUGGGGCUCCUUCCUGGGGGU
Messenger RNA from Calypte anna (Anna's hummingbird), 8140 nucleotides. It is a transcript of the gene BAHCC1, whose product is annotated as BAH domain and coiled-coil containing 1. The transcript has 26 exons. Bases 259 to 7977 code for a protein of 2572 amino acids. The record is from RefSeq and is a predicted model, not a curated record. Gene Ontology annotation, molecular function: chromatin binding. Lineage: Eukaryota; Metazoa; Chordata; Aves; Apodiformes; Trochilidae.